GAAUAUUGAUCAAGUGAUUGAAAGGCGCAAUCUACAUCAAAAGAACAUUGGCAUGUUCGAUCAACCAUCUCGUGAGCAACAAAUGAACAUUCCAAUUCCCAAUGUUGAGACAUAUGACGACGAGCACAUGAGGGGAGAAAACCCGCAAGGAUUGAACAUAGAAGAAUUACGGAAAUUAGAAAAAUUAACUAAAGAAAGCUUGAGUCGCGUCAUUGAAAAAAGGGUUAUGAAUUUAUCGGCGGGCCUAGGACAUUUGCUCGGACGAGGCCAGUCAUCGAAUUCCAUGGUGACCAAUAUCGGCAGCAUGAGCUCAUCCGAUCUCCUUAAGGACUACGACAGCUCUUAUG
Dovyalis caffra is the source of this 347-nucleotide messenger RNA. The record is from the annotation of a GenBank genome assembly. Lineage: Eukaryota; Viridiplantae; Streptophyta; Magnoliopsida; Malpighiales; Salicaceae.